Molecule: messenger RNA, 282 nt
Organism: Cryptosporidium ubiquitum
Lineage: Eukaryota; Apicomplexa; Conoidasida; Eucoccidiorida; Cryptosporidiidae
Product: acylphosphatase
Exons: 2
Coding region: 1-282 (93 amino acids)
Molecular function (GO): acylphosphatase activity
Source: RefSeq, a predicted model, not a curated record
AUGUUGAGGUGCGAGUUUGAGGUUUUUGGUAAAGUUCAGGGUGUCUCCUUCAGGAAAUACACAUUUCUUAAGGCUAAUGAACUUGAUAUUUUUGGGUGGUGCAAAAACACUUCUUCUGGUACUGUAAUUGGCGAGCUUGAGGGAGAUGAAGAUUCUGUUCUCAAAAUGAUUGAUUUUUUGAAAAAAGAGGGUAGCCCUGGUUCUGUAAUUAAUAAAUGUGUGGUUUCGAAUAGUCAGACCGUGACAGAACACGUAUUCGACUCAUUUAGAAUAAAAAUGUGA